This is a messenger RNA of Cryptomeria japonica (Japanese cedar), 2913 nucleotides long. Its product is annotated as putative wall-associated receptor kinase-like 16. Gene Ontology annotation, cellular component: plasma membrane. Gene Ontology annotation, biological process: protein phosphorylation; cell surface receptor signaling pathway. The transcript is spliced from 3 exons. Gene Ontology annotation, molecular function: protein serine/threonine kinase activity; ATP binding. The record is from RefSeq and is a predicted model, not a curated record. Lineage: Eukaryota; Viridiplantae; Streptophyta; Pinopsida; Cupressales; Cupressaceae. The coding region runs from base 1123 to 2502 and encodes 459 amino acids.
UUUAAUUACCACUAAUUUUCUCUAUCUUCCAUUGAAUAAAAUUUUCUUGAAUGUUUGUCAGCGUUGAGGGGUAGGCGAGGAUAUUUCGCACAGCCUUCUACUCUGGCCCAGUCAACCAUGCACUCUGCUAUUUACUUCAACGCGGCUGUAUCAUUCCUCUAUAUCUUCUUCUUCUUGUGAUGAUUGGGUAGGCUGUUUUGCUCAAAGAGAAAAUGCUGAUCCAAACACACAUUCGUUGCGGAGUCCUGGUUCUAAUUUGUCUCUGUUUGUGGGGCUUUACCCGUGCUACAAAAUGUGUUCCUGAAAAGUGUGGUUCCAUGAAUGUGAGUUACCCAUUUUGGAUUCACAAUCCUGAUUGUGGAUACCCUGGUUUUAAUAUUACAUGCAUGAGGGAUGAAGAUACUGGGAUGAUGGCUCUAUUUCUUCCUACCUACAAGGGUAAAGAUGUUGAUACUCUAAAUCUGACAUAUUAUAAAAUUAUGGAUAUCGAUUAUACGGGUCACCUUAUCAUGAAUUCGACUUCUCUCAGACAGCAGUCGUGUAAUAAUGGCAAUAGUCCUGCAGAGUUAUUUCAGGUCCCUAAACUUGGGCCUUUUAGCAUCUCCAUGUCUAAUAAGUUCGUGGUUAUUGGUUGCAACACAUUCGGUACCUUCACGUUUGGGAAAUGGGGAGAGGCUAGAUGUGUAUCAACAUGUGACCCUCAGAAUGAAUCUUGGACGUUGAAGAAUUUCUUAAAAAGUGCUCCAUAUUGUCGCCAUGGCUGUUGUGAAAUUACACUUCCAAAUAACUGGUACUGGAUAAAUUUCACUGGUGGAGGUGUGUUUUAUUUAAAUGGUGAUGAAAAAUGUGGCUUCUCCACCGUAUUGGAUCCCUCCACCUUCCACGUAUAUAACAAUAAAACAAGCCUAUUUUGGGGAGAUGGGCUGAAGGCUUAUUAUGGUCUCCACCUUAACUGGGGUAUCGGCGAAGAUAAUUGCUCCAUGGCUAAAGAAACUGGUAAAUAUUCUUGCUCCAUCGACGCAGAAUGCAUUGACUCCCCUUCACCUAGGGGGCACGUAUGCAAAUGUCAUCCUGGGUAUGAAGGAAAUGGUUACUCUAAAGGCACAGCAUGCACAGACAUAAAUGAAUGUAGUCAUACAAACACGAAUGUGUGUUGAACAAGAGGAUGGAGGAAUAUGCCAGAAUUUGCCAGGUUCCUACAAUUGUUCGUGUGCAAAGGGAUACAAGGGAGAUGGCUUUCAAAACGGGACAAGAUGUGCAUCCAAAAGCUCUAACGACCUCAAAUCUGCAAUCAUAGGCUCUGUUUCUUCAUUUGUUGGAGUUUCUAUGGUAGCUUCUGGACUAUUUUGGUGGUGGAGCAUAAGUCGUUUGAAAAAUGCGAGAAAGAAGAACUUCGAGCAGAAUGGCGGAGAAGAGUUGGAAAAGCUGCUCGUUUCCAUGGGAGGGAAACAAAGUUUCAAACUGUUUUCUGAAAGAGAGCUGGAAAUAGCUUCCAAAAAUUAUUCAAUAAAAAUAGGGAAAGGUGGCUUUGCAACUGUCUACAAAGGAGUUCUUCAGGACGGCACACCCAUAGCAAUUAAAAAAGCCGAAUCAAUUUCAAACAAGGAGUUCAACAACGAAAUUGUAAUUCUGUCCCAUAUUAGUCACAGGAAUAUAGUGCGAUUGCUUGGUUGUUGUUUGCAAACCAAAUCUCCAUUGGUUGUAUAUGAAUUUGUGCCAAAUGGGACAGUUUUUGAGCAUCUACAUUCCAAAGAAAAGGAAUUGUCCUGGGAGACAAGGUGGCAGAUUGCCAUGGAAACGGCAGAGGCGAUGACCUAUAUGCAUGAUCAAGCUUCUCACGGCAUUUUCCACAGAGACAUUAAAUCUUCAAAUAUUCUGCUGGACAACACAUUCACACCAAAAGUAGCAGACUUUGGCAUUUCUCGGCUACGCCCUUCAGAUGAUGAACACUUGAGCACCAUGCAUUCCUGUGGCACUCCAGGCUAUGUGGAUCCUGAGUUCAACAAUACCAACCAGUUUACAGAUAGGAGUGAUGUUUUCAGCUUUGGUGUAGUUUUGGUGGAGCUUCUCACGGGUUUGACACCAUUGGUGUCUACUGAAGGAUCUCCCCGUUAUCUGUAUGACCGAUUCCUCUCUGCCAUUAAUGGCAACUGUCUCACUAAUAUUUUAGAUCAUAAAGUGAUGAAAGAGGAAAACCAAGGGCAAAUGGAAAAUAUGGCAAGGUUAGCACAAGAAUGUUUGCAAAAAGAAGCAAAAUCAAGGCCGUCGAUGAGAGAGGUAGUGGAGAAACUUUAUUGGAUAAGAGUCGCCACAAAACAGCCAAGGCCUGUCGAGCACACCAGUGAUCUAUACCAGACUGCGCUAAACUAUCAUACUUUGCCAAGUACCAGUGAUAAUGCAAAGGAACAUUAUUACAGCGUAGCAUCUUGUUCAACAAACAAUUCAGAUUGUCCCACCACUACAUUCUUUCAGAUUGAGAUGUCAGAUAAGCAUGCUCGAUGAUUAAAGCAAUUCACGACCAAACAAGCAAACAAGGCAAGGCAUUCUAAAUUUCGUUUUUCUUUGUAACUGGAAAAUGGCUCCGUCUCUAGCGAUUUGCAUUUGAUUACAAUUAUAUAUGUUUUUUCUAGUAGCAGGCGUUCUCUACCUAGUUGAUUGAAAAGUAGGUCAUAUCUUAUUAUCCUGGUGUGAUGCAACAAAUCAUAUUUACUCCAGUUAUUUCUUAUUUCAUGCAAUAUAUAUGCAUGCUUGUAUUUUAUAAACAACAGCUACUGCAGUUAGGACAUGUUUCGUCUCCCAUUAUAGUUACAUUUUGAAGUGUCCGAAUGUACAAGAAGGGUAUGAUUGGUGCAAGGGAAAAAGUUGUAACUACGCACAAUCUAAGUGCAAAUAAAUGCAUGUUUUUUUAUAUAA